GACAACAUGGCGGACUAUUGAUGUGCUUUUUGUACCAACGUUUAGACCUCAUUUCAUCCUCAAGCUUUUGGAACUGAGGCUCACAUUACCGCGUUCUAGUSUACAAUUGUACGCACAGUYAAUUYGUAGAAGARUCAACGGCAUAUUWUAUUACUGGCAUUAACAAAUUGCUUACAAACUAUAACRCUAACGGGCGUCGGCAACGUGAUUGAAUCGGAGAAAUAUAAAAUGGAUAGUCUUACAGGACAGCAGAUUCACGAUCAGGAAGUCAAACAGAUGCAGAGUUUCCUGUCGUACUACAAUCGUCUCACUGAGCUGUGCUUCUCUGACUGUGUGCAUGAUUUUACUAACAGACGAAUUGCAGCAAACGAGAAUAACUGCGCAAUGCAUUGCACUGAGAAGUCACUCAAAGUAAUUCAAAGAGUUGGUGUACGACUACAAGAGGUACAAAUCAUGCAAAAUGAAGCAUUAAUGGCAGGACAGGCACCUUAAAAAACAGUUGGAUUUAAUUAAACAAAAACAAUCAAGGACAAAAGAUAUUUGAUGCUGGUUAUCCAUGGAAAAGAUAUAUACUACUGUAUUUUCAAAAUGGACGAUUUUUGAUAAUGAUGAAUGACAAUCAGCAAAGACAUGAAUGGCCAUCAGAAGGAAAUAGUUUCAUCUGUGUUUCACAUGCUGAUUGCCACACGUCUAAAAACUGAUCCCUUUUGGAAUGGCUUUUUUUAUGGUUCUUAUGUGAUUUCUUUUUUAGGCAAAAUUAAUAAAAGGAAAGUGUAAUUUGUUCCUGUUGUAAAACUCAUUAUGUAUUCAUAGAUAAGCACGUGACCAUUAGUGUGAGAGUGUGUGUGGAACAGCACAUGGUUUGCGAGUGAAGCAAUGGUCAGAUGUACCGUGUUGUGUUUGAUUAAAACCGUUAAACCCGA
Exaiptasia diaphana is the source of this 923-nucleotide messenger RNA. Its product is annotated as mitochondrial import inner membrane translocase subunit Tim9. The transcript is spliced from 3 exons. Bases 229 to 492 code for a protein of 87 amino acids. The record is from RefSeq and is a predicted model, not a curated record. NCBI's taxonomy places the organism in Eukaryota, Metazoa, Cnidaria, Anthozoa, Actiniaria, Aiptasiidae.